Molecule: messenger RNA, 1635 nt
Organism: Talaromyces marneffei
Lineage: Eukaryota; Fungi; Ascomycota; Eurotiomycetes; Eurotiales; Trichocomaceae
Exons: 2
Coding region: 1-1635 (544 amino acids)
Biological process (GO): DNA-templated transcription; regulation of DNA-templated transcription
Molecular function (GO): zinc ion binding; DNA-binding transcription factor activity, RNA polymerase II-specific; DNA binding
Source: RefSeq, a predicted model, not a curated record
AUGACCUCUCCGAACUGGACAACCCAGCGCAAGACAGCAGUACCAGCUCAACUCCUCCCAACACUAAGCUGCGAAUUCUGCCGCCACCGCAAAAUCAAAUGCGACAAACUAGACCCCUGCACCGCAUGCCAAAAGGCUGGUGUUAAGUGCGAGUCGAUACGACGCAAGAGAUUGCCUCGAGGUCGACAUAGUACCAAGUCUGAAAGCAGGGAUAAUACACGAGACACAUUCAAGGAGAAGAUUGACAGGUUGGAGGCACUUGUUAAUGUGGCUCUGAGUGAAACGAACGGCAAGGGGGAGGGCGUUUCUGCGACGAGAGAGGCUUUAGCGGCGGCGGAAAGGGGCGCUUCUAGUGAAUCGGUACAGGGGAACAAUGCAUUUGAGCCGGGACCGAAUGCGCUCGCCUCGCGAUUUUGGGCGAGUGUUAUUAAUGAGCUUCGCGAAUCCCGGGGGUUUGCUGGUGAUGAUACGGAAGGUGAUGGUGAUGACGAUGAUGAUGAUAAUGAAGACGACGAUCACGAUGAUGGCGAUGUUGAGGAUGAACGGACUCAUGUUUAUUCGCCGUUUAUGGGCCUAUCACUAGGACGAUCGGGCCAUACUCUACCUCACUCAUUGUCAAUACGCCCAUCUCCCGCUGUCACAACUGCAUUGUGCGGUAUUUACUUGGACCAUGUCGACCGGAUUAUAAAAGUGCUGCAUCGGCCUUCGUUGAAACGACACUUUUUGGAAGGAGUUCCCUAUCCUGUGUCCAAAAGCUCUCGUGAAGCUGAGAAUGCUCUCGAUGCAGCUGUUUUUUAUGCAGCGGUUGCGAGUAUGACGGAUAGUCAGUGUUAUAACCUUUUCCAAUGCAGUAGAAAUGAAGUACUGCCGGAAUAUCAAAGUGCUUGUGAAAUGGCCUUGGAGAGAGCUGAUCUGAUGCGGACUACUGACAUGACGGUUCUGCAAGCUUUUGUUCUUUAUUUGGUGGCUACUCGCGUUCAUGAUAAAUCGCGUGCUGUCUGGACUUUGCUAGGUACAGCAGUCCGCGUCGCUCAAGCACUCAACCUCCACGUCGAGUCUUUAGGGUCAACGGAAACAUUCUUCAACCAGCAGAUGCGCAAACGCCUUUGGUUCACUAUUUGCCUGUUAGAUGUGCAGACAUGUUUUGAUGCCGACUCGCGGCCUUUAGUCCCCCUUGAAAUGACACAACCCACCUUGCCGCUCAACGUGAAUGACUCGGAUUUUGAUCCCUCGUUUGAUGGUGAUCCGCCGGAGCGUGAUGAAGUGACAGAUGUGACUUUUGCAUUAUUUACAUAUAAUCUACAGAUCUGUGGCCGACAAUUGUAUCACAUACCUCGUGGCGAGCAUUCGGCUCGUGGAAAUAUCCUUCAAAGUUUCAAGGAUAACGUCUUGCCGUUGACACGACAUUGCAAUCCCGAUGAUAGCAACUACUCGUGGCUCUGUUACUACGCAUCGCAGAAUUUGAUAUCAUCGACGCAGUUACAUGCCUUUAGACGACCUGAUCAGAAUAGUCAGCAGCAGGAGGGACAGCAGGGACAGCAAUCUUCCCUCCUCGAAUUGUGUCUAAGGAACCUGGAAAACAUCCCCCGCAUCCACGGCGAUGACCGCGGGGAAGCAUUUAGAUGGUAUAUAUAA